AUGCUGAGUGACACUACUACUACUGGUACUAGUACUAUUACUACUACUCCUACUCCUACUCCUCCUCCUCCUACUCCUACUCCUCCUCCUCCUCCUCCUCCUCCUCCUACUACUACUACUACUACUACUACUACUACUACUACUACUACUACUACUACUACUACUACUACUACUACUACUACUACUACUACUACUACUACUACUACUACUACUACUACUACAAAUAAUAAUAAUAAUUGGAAUAAUAGAUUGUAA
Messenger RNA from Schistosoma bovis, 255 nucleotides. Lineage: Eukaryota; Metazoa; Platyhelminthes; Trematoda; Strigeidida; Schistosomatidae. The record is from the annotation of a GenBank genome assembly.